This is a messenger RNA of Morus notabilis, 760 nucleotides long. RefSeq lists its product as uncharacterized. The coding region runs from base 61 to 486 and encodes 141 amino acids. The record is from RefSeq and is a predicted model, not a curated record. Lineage: Eukaryota; Viridiplantae; Streptophyta; Magnoliopsida; Rosales; Moraceae. The transcript has 4 exons.
UGCUGUGAGAAAAAGUGAAAAAUAGUACAGAGUGAAAGAAAGAAAGCGAGAAAUAGAAGAAUGAGAGGAGUCGGAGGACCUCUUCUAUGCAUUGGCGAUCUUCUCAGCGACGUCGGCGAUUCCGAUUCCGAUGCUUCUUCACAACCUCAUCUCGAUAUUCCUUCUUCGUCUUCUUCCUCAAUUCACGCUUCUCAGACGUUUGAUCUCCCUAAACUCUUCGAGGAAAACUACAAGAAUCUGAACGAGGCGCUUGCUGGCUCAGACCAUUCGUGGACUGCUCUAACUUUAAAGUUGUGCAGUGCUCUGGAAACUACAAACAAGUUGGUCCAGUCCACUAACUCAACUGCUGGAGUACUAUCUGAGAGGAUUGGUGAGCUUGAGGAAGUUGUCAAGAGGGGAGACUCUGCUGUUGCAGCUGUCAGAGGUGUUAUUUCUUCUCUAAGCCAAAAGGAAGAAGCACCUAAAUGCAGUCAAAAACUGAAUUAGUUCAAUUGUAUCUUCAGAAAGAUGCUAAAACAAGUCAUCCGAGCAGAAGUGCGACGCCAAUUCAACAUACGUCUAUACACGGUUCGGUUUGGUCGGUUUUUUGAGACAGAUAAUAAAGAAUCUUUUGAUUGAGUGUGUUAGAUGUUACAUGCUAAAGCAAGUCGUCUGAGCAGAACUGCAACGCUAAUUCACUUGAGAGUUUAUCCUUGUGCGUUUCUUGCUUGGUUUUAACUUUUUAUGUUAUGUAAAUCUUUUUUUUUUUUUUUUUUUUUUU